CUUAAUUAAACAGCUGCCUCCCCACGCUCCGCGGCAACCAUCGCCGCCUCCGGUGGCCGCUGAUGUGUCACCUCGCUCCCUCCCCACCUCACCUCCGUUUCCCGCCAUUUCCCCCGGUCACCCGCCUCUCCUUCCUACUAAUCCCCUCCCGCGAACAAAUUCCCCGGCAAAACGGCAAUACCCUAAACCCAGGAGAAAAGGAGCAACCAUUCCUUCGCUCCCCUCUGCAAUGUCGUCGUCGGCGUCGCGCCGCCUCAGCAACGGCCGCUCGCCGCUCGUGCGGAAGCAGAGCCAGAUCACAGCCUUCUUCUCCUCCCCCUCCCCCUCCCCUUCCCCCUCCGGCCCGAACCAUGGCGCAUCCAAGCCAUCGCCGUCGCCGCUGAACCCUAGUGCGAGGAGGAGGCCCCCGCUCGCCGCGGCCUCCCAUUCCCCUCCCAAGCCACCGCCGCCGCCGCAGGAAGAGAAGAAGGGGAAGAAGGAUAAGAAGGAGAGGGAUGCCGCCGCGGCGGCUGCGCCUGCGCCUUCGGCGGAGGUGGUGGGAAGGCGGCUGCGGGUGUACUGGCCGCUGGACGACGCGUGGUACGACGGGAGGGUAGAGGCCUACGACGCGGGCUCCUGCAGGCACCGCGUGAAGUACGACGACGGCGACGAGGAGGAGGUCGACCUCGGGAAGGAGAAGUUCGAGUGGGCCACCGGUGAGGAGUCCACCCCACCGCCGCGGGCGAGGAAGCUGCGGCGUCUCCGGCGGAUGUCUGAUACUGCGGUGGCAAAAUCACCGGCUGCGGCGGAUGAGGAGGAUGGAGCAGGGGAUUCCACCGAGGACGAGAACUGGAAGACGGAUGCUGUGUCGGAGGAUGAUUCCGAGGUGGAGCUGGAUGACGAAGAGGAUGAGGACGUUGCGGCGAGAUCACGAAAGGGAAAGUCGAGGAAUUCCUUGCUGAUGUCAGGUUCAGCGCCUUCAACAUUGGAUUCUGGUUUGACAUCAGCGUCAGGAUCAACAAUUUCGAAGAGGAAAAAAGUGGAUGUUGGCUCCUUGGAUUGCGCUAAAAAGUUCAGCUUUGAAGCAGUUAAUGCCACUGGAAAAGUUGAAUCAGAAGUGCCAAUGAACUGUGACCCGAGGGAGCAAACUACAGAGAAGGUACCCACUGCUCUUACCAGAGAGGCGGCUGAGCGCUUUGGACAGCGGGAUGCAGAAAAAUUUAAAUUCCUUGGCAAAGCGCGCAAAGAUGCAAAAGGCAGACGUCCUGGAAACCCUGGCUAUGAUCCAAGAACCCUUUUCUUGUCUUCCCAGUUCUUGAAGAGUUUGACAGGUGGACAGAGGCAAUGGUGGGAAUUUAAAUCACAGCACAUGGAUAAGGUUUUGUUCUUCAAGAUGGGCAAGUUCUACGAAUUAUUUGAGAUGGAUGCUCAUGUUGGGGCGAAGGAGCUUGAUCUUCAGUACAUGAAGGGUGAACAACCUCACUGUGGAUUCCCAGAGAAGAAUUUAUCAGUAAAUUUGGAAAAAUUAGCUAAGAAGGGUUAUCGAGUUCUGGUUGUGGAGCAGACUGAAACGCCAGAGCAGCUUGAACUUCGACGCAAGGAGAUGGGUAUAAAAGAUAAGGUGGUGAGGCGUGAAAUAUGUGCAGUGGUCACAAAAGGAACACUGACAGAAGGAGAGUCCCUGCUGGUGAACCCAGAUCCAUCGUAUCUCCUGUCUGUGACUGAAAGUUAUCAACAUAGUUCAAAGAAGAGUCAAGACGCUUGUAUCAUUGGUGUUUGCAUAGUUGAUGUUUCUACAAGCAAAUUUAUUGUAGGACAGUUCCAUGAUGAUCCUGAGCGCCAUGGGUUAUGUUCGAUUUUGUCUGAAAUGAGGCCUGUAGAAAUCAUCAAGCCAGCUAAAAUGCUGAGUCCAGAAACUGAAAAGGCAUUAAAGAACAACACAAGGGAGCCUUUAGUAAAUGAGCUGCUUCCAUCCACAGAAUUCUGGGAUGCAGAAAAGACUGUUCAUGAGAUAAAGCAGUACUACAGCUCAGCAGAAAAAUCAAACACUGUCAAUGAUGAACAAAACAGUGUGGGCUGUCUUCCUAACCUAUUAAGUGAGCUAAUCGGAUUAGGUGACAGGACACAUGGACUUUCUGCUCUUGGAGGUUGUUUAUUUUAUUUAAGGCAAACCCUUCUGGAUGAGAAGGUACUUCCAUGUGCUGAAUUUGAGCCCCUUGCAUGCUCGGGGCUCAUCAACAACAUCCAAAAGCAUAUGAUACUUGAUGCCGCAGCACUGGAAAAUCUAGAAAUUUUAGAAAAUCUUAGAACUGGUGAUCUGUCAGGGACCCUGUAUGCACAAUUGAAUCAUUGUGUUACUGGAUUUGGAAAGAGGCUGCUCAAACGGUGGAUUGCGAGGCCAUUGUAUGAUCGCAGAGCAAUACUACAGCGUCAAAGUGCUAUUGCUACUUUCAAGGGAGUUGGGCAUCAAUAUGCUGUUCACUUUUGUAAGGAUUUGUCUAGGCUCCCCGAUAUGGAGCGCCUGCUUGCACGUCUUUUUUCUAGCUGCAGUGAUGAAAACAGGAGAAGUUCAUCAGUUGUUCUUUAUGAAGAUGCAUCAAAGAGACUGCUUCAACAGUUCACUACUGCUCUUCGUGGUUGCCAGCAGAUGUUCCAAACAUGUUCUUCUAUUAGUAUGUUGAUAUGCACAGAGGGAUCUCAACUAAAUGAUUUGCUCUCACCAGGCAAAGGGCUACCGAAUGUAUCAGCUAUUUUAGAUCGCUUCAGAGAUGCAUUUGAUUGGUCAGAAGCAGAUCGUAAUGGUCGGAUCAUACCUCGUGAAGGUUGUGAUCCUGAAUAUGAUGCCACUUGCAAUGCAAUAGAGGAGAUCGAAUCUAGUCUAAAAAAAUACCUGAAGGAGCAACGGAAGCUGUUGCGUCAUGCAUCGGUUAAUUAUGUUAAUGUUGGAAAGGAUAUCUACCUCAUUGAAGUGCCUGAGAGCCUGGGAGGUGCUGUUCCUGGAAAUUACGAGUUGCAGUCUACAAAAAAGGGUUUCUAUCGGUACUGGACACCAGAAGUGAAAGAACUAAUAUCAGAACUUUCGAAGGCUGAGGCGGAGAAAGAAUCAAAAUUGAAAGGCAUUCUUCAGAAGCUGAUUCAGCUAUUUGUUGAGCAUCACAGCGAGUGGAGACAAUUGGUUUCUGUUGUUGCUGAGCUUGAUGUCUUGAUAAGUAUUGCUAUUGCGAGUGAUUAUUUUGAGGGAUCAACAUGCCGCCCAACUAUCAAAGAAUCAAAUGACCUAGAUGAUACUCCUACUUUCCAUGCAAGAAAUCUUGGGCAUCCCAUUCUACGAAGUGAUUCCUUAGGCAAGGGUUCUUUUGUACCAAAUGAUGUUAAGAUAGGUGGGCCUGGGAACGCCAGCUUUAUUGUUCUUACUGGUCCGAAUAUGGGUGGCAAAUCAACUCUUUUACGCCAAGUUUGUCUUACCAUUAUAUUGGCACAGAUUGGAGCAGAUGUUCCUGCCGAAAACCUUGAGCUCUCUCUUGUUGACCAUAUAUUUGUUCGAAUGGGAGCAAGGGAUCAUAUUAUGGCUGGCCAAAGUACAUUCUUGGUGGAGCUCAUGGAGACUGCUUCGGUGCUUUCAUCAGCUACCAAAAAUUCUCUUGUCGCUUUAGAUGAGCUUGGACGGGGUACAUCAACUUCUGAUGGACAAGCUAUUGCGGCGUCUGUUCUAGAAUAUCUUGUUCAUCAUGUGCAGUGUCUAGGCUUGUUUUCUACGCACUAUCAUAGGCUAGCAGUGGAACACAAGGAUACCAAGGUAUCACUUUGUCAUAUGGCAUGCGAGGUAGGAGUGGGAGGAGGAAUGGAAGAAGUGACUUUCCUUUAUAGAUUAACACUUGGUUCAUGCCCCAAAAGCUAUGGUGUAAAUGUUGCUCGAUUGGCAGGAAUACCGGCUUCAGUGCUUCAAAUGGCUAACGAGAAGUCAAGUGACUUUGAGGCCAAUUAUGGGAAGCGACACCGUAUGACCAAAGAUAAGCAUGUCAGUGCGCAGAGUGAGGAUAAAUUUUCUGCCAUUAGGGAUUUGUUCCGUAUUGUGAAGGCAUGGCAUCGUCAUGGUGAUCAGGCAGAAAGUUUAAGUAUGCUCUGUGAAGUACAGAAGUGUGCCAAGGUGCAAGCUGUGGAAGAUUAAGCGAUCAGACGACCCGUUUGCUUAAUGGAUUGCCUCAAUUUUGCUACUUUGGUGGCUUUUUUUGCAUUGGUGUCAUGUUGAGAGUGCUGUGUUGGCAUAGGUUUAGUAAGCUCAUUUUGGAAUCAUCAAGGUUCAAGCCCAUAUGAAGAACUGGGUCAGGAUUCAUGGACGGACCAUGGAUUGAGACGAUUGAAUGUUUAUGGAGCUUACUUUCCUUUCCAACAAUUUUCUGCGCUCUCCAAUUCACUUACCAAAAGCCCAGGGAUGAUCACCUGUUCUGGAUAGUUUUCGAGCUCAGUUGUGUGCUUAGUUCAGUGCUGACCGGCCAAAUGACUAGAGAAAAGAUGUUGCUCAAAUUUGAUCUGAGCUCUGCAAAAUCUUCCCAUUUGUAAUUAUAGAGUAGAUGGUUACAUGAAAGGUGUAUAUGGUUACUGGAAAAUGGAAAUCAUUAAGUACUAUUGCAAACCAAUUUAGGCUUA
This is a messenger RNA of Phragmites australis (common reed), 4626 nucleotides long. Its product is annotated as DNA mismatch repair protein MSH6-like. Bases 230 to 4147 code for a protein of 1305 amino acids. Gene Ontology annotation, biological process: mismatch repair. The transcript has 21 exons. Gene Ontology annotation, molecular function: mismatched DNA binding; ATP binding; ATP-dependent DNA damage sensor activity. Gene Ontology annotation, cellular component: nucleus. The record is from RefSeq and is a predicted model, not a curated record. NCBI's taxonomy places the organism in Eukaryota, Viridiplantae, Streptophyta, Magnoliopsida, Poales, Poaceae.